This is a messenger RNA of Podarcis lilfordi (Lilford's wall lizard), 8512 nucleotides long. Lineage: Eukaryota; Metazoa; Chordata; Lepidosauria; Squamata; Lacertidae. The record is from the annotation of a GenBank genome assembly.
UCUUCCGGCUUCGCUCAACCUUGGCUGGAGGACCCGAGGGAGCAGGGCAGCUGGUGGGCGGUGAUGUCGGUGAGUGUGAAAAGCGCCCGCUUUCGGGUUCAGCAGAGCCCUUCGUCAGGCUGGAGGCUAAGCAGAGCAAGGGACAGAGGAGAGGGGUGGGGGAAAGGGCCUGGCGAUGUUGCGGGCACAAAGCCCACAUUUAAUGCAUUUAAUCCCAGUCUUCUAUGGGGAGGAGACUGCAAGCUCAGUUGGGUAAGGGCGUAGUAGUUUGCUCUGCAAGUUUCAGGUUACACCGAGGGCUGCUGGGAGAAAAGAGCACACAAUGGCUGACCCCUCGUUGGUUUUAAUAUAUAUAUAUAUAAUAGAUAAAUAAAACUGACAUGUCUCCACAGCCCCAGAUGGAAAUCUGCAAUCUCCUCCAACCCUCCCUCUUAAAGCUGUUACUAAAUACUAUAUUUAAUAACGCACACCUUCUUGUUUGCUUAACAGUCUCUUGACAGCAGGAAGCGGAAAGGUUGGCCUCUGUUUUCCUAUAUUUUGGCUAUUGUGUCCAAAUCGAUGCCGUUUGAGAGGUCUUGGGAUCGCUUCCAGACUGUCACUAUUUUUGAGCGUUUCGGGUAUUUGGGGGAUUCAGUCACAUCGGUACAGCCAAUAGAGGUUUCCCAACUGACGUUACUGGCUCAAACCACAGCAAAAUCUUUACAGUGCAGAGAGGAAACAGCAAAGUCAUCAAUUUUCUCAACUGAAAUUGAAGUUUUUUUGUGGGGGCGGGAAUGCAGAUGAAAACACAGACAUUCAUAAUUCAACAGCAACAACAAUCUCUUCUUAAGAUUUGGAAGCAUGCAUUGUCGCUGAAUAUUGACCUUAUUCUUUGUUUCCAUUUGGCAGAAGCAUUACCCAUGAAGAAUAUUGAUUUAUGAUUAUACCCUGCAGAGAGAGGGUAAUAUUUUCAGGCAAUGCAUUGAUUUUUGGAGGGAACAAGUACUUGGAGUGCUUCUGGCUCAGCCCCGUUUUUUACUACAGUGUCUGCUGAGCUGAGAAAUGUGUCUGCCUGGAUCUCCAGCUGCAUUAGCAGGACUGAAGCAGAAGGGGAUUCAGUGCGCCUUGAAUCAGAGAAAGGAAGAGAAAAGGGCCUUUCUGUCGACGUGGUCAAGAUUACUAGGAAAUUCUAUCAAAGGCGGAGUGCUCCAGACAUAUUAUGAAAAAGGUCUUGAAAUAGAUGAUGAGAGGAUUAUAAUUUUAAAAGAGGUUUUGAAGAAGAGAGAGAAUUACAGUGGUACCUCGGGUUACAUACGCUUCAGGUUACAGACUCCACUAACCCAGAAAUAGUUCUUCAGGUUAAGAACUUUGCUUCAGGAUGAGAACAGAAAUCUUGCUCCGGCGGCACGGCAGCAGCAGGAGGCCCCAUUAGCUAAAGUGGUGCUUCAGGUUAAGAACAGUUUCAGGUUAAGAACGGACCUCUGGAACAAAUUAAGUACUUAACCCAAAGUACCACUGUAUAAAUUUUUGACGGAGGCCCUUUAAAAAAAAUAUAUCUGCUUUAGAUGGGAAUUCCCUGAAGGGAUUUCCUUUACUUAUAAAGGCAAAAAACAAAGGUGUGUAGAUUUAGACAGAACUAUAUGGGAAACAGAUUCAAAAGAAAGGAAAUUACCAAAUGCUUUUUUCUUAUAUGGUGUCCAAUCUCCCUUCCCAUCAGGGCAACAGGGUCUUUCAACAGUCAAAGCUUUCCCCAAAGGAUCCUGGGAACUGUAGUUUGUUAAGCAUCCUCAGAGUUCGUAGGAGUCCCCUCCCCAUAUUUUCCUCACAGAGCUAUAAUUCCCAGAGUGGUCCUCUUUCCUUUUCUGCCCCUCUUUACUGAACAAGAUCUCUGCUGCUCUGUUGCUAGGUUCUGAGUCCGCAGAAGCAAGAAAAAAUGAAUCUCCCCGAGACAGAGGACGCUCUUCAAGACACUUGGCAGGGAUUGCUCUUCCAGGAUAUCAAGCAAGAGGCCGAUGAUGGAGUUGCUACCUUCUCAGGCAAGGAUCCUCUUUGCUUGAUUGCCCUCUCAUCCUAUCCUGGGACUCCCGCCCCCUCCAAUUUGACACCAAAGGAUCAGUAUUGACCACUUUGGGAAACUGUGCUCUAGAGAUGGGGAACAAUAGACAUUCUGCUGUUAAUCACCAUGAUUACUGGUCAUUUAUAGAUCUAAUCUCCAUGAAUUUAGAGUCACACAUACCCUGGUUGGUUGGUUUUUAAAGCCGGAGAUUAUUUAAUUAUUUGAUGUAUUUAUUAUCCCACCUUUCUACCACGGCAGCUUACAGGUCAGUACAGUCAAACCUCGGCUCCUGAACGGCUCUGUUUUCAAACGUUUUGGCUUCCGAAUGCUGAAAACCUGGGAGUAAAUGCUCCGGUUUUCUAAUGUUUUUCGGAAGCCAAUCGUCCGACGUGGCUUCCGCUUGAGUGCAGGAAGCUCUUGCAACCAAUCGGAAGCCGUGCCUCAGUUGUCGGACGUUUCAAAAGCCAAAUGGGCUUCCAGAAUGGAUUAUGUUCAACAACCUGAGGUUUGACUGUAUCAAAUACAAAGGAAUAAAACUAUCUUGACAGGAAACAAUAGUUAAAAGUACAUUGAAACACAUUUAAAACCAGGCUUAAGAUGCAGUUUGCCCUGACAGCGGCCUAGUGGUCUGCAUCGCCUGCACCUUGGUUUUCAAAAGCCUGGAUUAAUAGGAAGGCCUUAGGAUAACAAAUAGGAAAGCAGUUUAACAUCUCCUGAGAGGUAAUUCCACAAUAUGGGGGCUGCCACAGAAAAGGCUCUGUGCUUCUGACAGAGAGAAUGGUCUCACCUGAGGAGCUCAGCACCCAGGCAAGUUCGUAUAGGGAGAUCUGAUGUUUCAGGUGGGGCUUCCAAGCACUUUUCAAAGGCAGCCCCACCUAGAGCAGGUUACAGUAGUCUAACUGGGAUGUAAUUCAGGCAUGUGGCACCGUCGCUGUUUCCAUGCAGCUGCUCCUAGUGUGUAGCCAGUGUUCCUUCCUUCCUUUCUCUGCCCCUCCAUCUCUCUCCAAAAAAAAAAGACGCACAUUGCAAUUCUGUUCUUAUUCCGGCAGGUGAUGAGUGGAUGUGUGGGAAUGAGCCAAAUCAGGCUGGAAACCCUGCGGAAGUGGAACCACAUGCGAUGCUACUGAGAGGAGCAGAACAGAAUUUAUCUUGGAGCCCCAAUCUGGGAGAUGAAGCCUCUGAGAGCCAGCAGGGAAACUGCCUAGCAGAAGAGGAGGACAACUUGAUUGAUCACCAGGGCAGGUACGAGGAACUGGAGGACAGAAUAUUCCAGCAGGGUCUCCCCGAGGAUCAGCACGAAAAAGGACCCCUUGGGUGUGUAGAAGUCUUAAGGGAGACGUCUGAUCUUCUGGCACAUGGAAUAAUCCAAGCCAACAGAGCUCUGUUCAAAUGCCCAGAUUGUGGCCAAAACUUUAACAGUAGAUCGGUCCUCAUUAAACAUCAGAGGAUCCACACGGGAGAGAAGCCUUUCAAGUGCUCCGUUUGUGGGAAGGGCUUCCGCCAACACUCUCACCUUGUUAACCACGAGAGAAUCCACACCGGAGAGAAACCGUACAGCUGUCCCAGCUGCGGGAAAAGCUUUGGUGACCCCUCACACCUCAUCAGGCACAAGAGGACCCACAUGAGAGAGAGGCCGUACAAGUGCUUGGUGUGUGGAAAGAGUUUCUGCACAGGGAACGAGCUUCUCAUGCAUGAGAGAAUCCACACGAGCGAGAAACCGUGCCAGUGCGCUGCCUGUGGGCAAAGCUUCACCAGGAUGUCGGUCCUCAUUAGCCACCAGAGGAUGCAUACAGGGGAGAAGCCACACAAAUGCUCCGAGUGCGAGAAGUGCUUCCAAUACAAUUCGCAGCUCGCAAAACAUCAGAGAAUCCACACAGGAGAGAAGCCCUACGAAUGCUCCGAGUGCGGGAAGUGCUUCCGGCAGCAUUCCCAGCUCGUGAACCACCAGGGCAUCCACACGGGCGAGAAGCCCUACAAAUGCCCCGAGUGCGGGAAGUGCUUCCGGCAGCAAUCGCAACUUGUGAAACACCAGAGGAUCCACACGGGAGAGAAGCCCUACAAGUGCGCGGAGUGCGGAAAGUGCUUCCGGCAGCACUCUCAGCUCGGGAGCCACCAGAGAAUCCACACAGGGGAGAGGCCAUAUGCGUGUUCAGAUUGUGGCAGGGCCUUCAGCGACCCGUCUCACCUCAACAGACACAAAAGAACCCAUACCGGAGAGAAACCUUGCGAGUGCUCUGUUUGCGGGAAGAGCUUUAGCACCAGUGCCUAUCUUACGACUCACAUGAGAAUCCACACAGGAGAGAAACCGUAUCAGUGCUCAGAGUGUGGGAAAAGCUUCAACCACAAUUCAGGUCUCCUUGCCCAUGAGAGAAUCCACAGGGGAGAGAAGCCAUAUAAAUGCCCGGAAUGUGGCCAAAGCUUUAGCAGCAGAUCAGUCCUCAUUAAACAUCAGAGAAUCCACACGGGAGAAAAACCUUUCAAAUGCUCCAUUUGUGGGAAGGACUUCCGCCAGCACUCGCAGCUCAUGAACCACGAGAGAACCCACACGGGGGAGAAACCCUUUAGCUGCCCCGACUGCGGGAAAAGCUUUGGGGACCCCUCGCACCUGAUCAGGCACAAGAGGACCCACACACGAGACAGGCCGUACAAAUGCCUGGCCUGUGGGAAGAGCUUCUGCACAGGGAACGAGCUACUUGUGCACGAAAGGACCCACACGAGCGACAGGCCGUGUCGGUGCUCGGAAUGCGGGAAAUGCUUCCGGAGGAGGUCAGCCCUUAUCAGUCACCAGAGAAUCCACACGGGAGAGAAGCCGUACAAAUGCUCCGAGUGCGGGAAGUGCUUCCGAGAGCGCUCCCCGCUUGUGAAACACCAGAGAAUCCACACAGGGGAGAAACCGUACACAUGUUUGGAGUGUGGGAAGUGCUUCCGUCAGCUCUCGCAGCUUGUGAACCACCGGAGAAUCCACACAGGGGAGAGGCCGUUCGUGUGUCCCGAAUGUGGGCGGAACUUCAGCGACCCCUCGCACCUCUUCAGGCACAAGAAAAUCCACGUAGCACGAGAAACCUUGUAAAGGUUUGCGUCGUCUACCUUCUUCCUCAUCCGAGAAUCCAAAUCAUUGAGUUAGGAGAGAAACCGUAUCAGCAAUCGAGAGUGCAGGGUAAAAGCUUCGACCACGUUUAUGGCUCCACAGCAGAGAGAAACUGUACAAAGGCAUAGAUUGCAGGAAAAGCUUCCAUGGUGGCUGACGGAUCAUCGCACACAGGAAAGCAAAAACGGUGCAGAAAGAAGAUUAUGGGGGCAGAUUUUUUUAGCCAGGCUGAGCUAGUUUCUCAUCAGAGCAGGGUUGGUCUCAAAACUGUUCACCUCCAGCAAACACUUAAAAGAAGAAGAAGAGUUUGGAUUUGAUAUCCCACCUUUCACUCCCCUUCAGGAGUCUCAAAGCGGCUAACAUUCUCCUUUCCCUUCCUCCCCCACAACAAACACUCUGUGAGGUGAGUGGGGCUGAGAGACUUCAAAGAAGUGUGACUGGCCCAAGGUCACCCAGCAGCUGCAUGUGGAGGAGCGGAGACUCGAACCCGGUUCCCCAGAUUACGAGACUACCGCUCUUAACCACUACACCACACUGGCACCACAAGGGCUGAAACUUACUUAACCCACCAGCAACAAACGUGAGGCCCACCAGUCACAAGAUGCGAGGGCAGAGCCAGUCGCAAAAUAGUGGCAGAUCUGAGAUGAAAUUCAGCACAGUCAGCUGAAAACCACUGCUCCCUGAUCUCAGUUUCUAAAUUCUUUGCCUUAGCAAUUUCCCUGUAACACAGAGUUCCACAGUUCAGCUUUCCUCAAGCUGUGAGCAGUAUCAUGGAAGAAUCAUGAUAGCUUUGUUUUAGGCAGAAUUUUGCUCUAAGUGGAGAAGUCAAAUUAUUUUAUGUUUCCUUUCUCUCCAUGCAUCUCUCACAAGUACUUUUAUUCACCUCCUGCUAUUUCUUCUCCUUUCCUCCCUUCACCGUUCCCUAUGCCCACUCCAAGCUGCCAGUUUCUUUCAUUCCUCCUAUAACAGCUUUCUUCCUUCUUUCCUUUCAUUGCUAUUCUCAGGUGUGUGGGGAUUUCUUACGGGAAGGGCGAAAUAUUAUUAUUGUUAUUUGAAAUAUUAACCUUUGAAUAUGUGAUUUCCCUCAAUAUUUCCUCUGGCCGGUUCCCUCCAGAGGAAGAACUUCAUUUCUUCCUGCUCCUCUAAAUUUCUGUCUCCCAGGAAACUUGACCCGGUGUGCAAUAAAAUUAUGGUGCUGACAUUGGUCCAACAGUUUGGGAACCAGACAGGCGAGUGAGGAGAAAGCACUGGGCAGGUGAUGGCGCUGAACUCCACCUGAGAGUGGAUUGAGAUUCCUGGCCCGCUGUUUUAAGAAAUACGGUUUGCCCAUGGGCAAAAGAAGCCUGAUGGACUAUUCCCAGUUUAAUGAACACCUGUUUACACACAGAACAUAGGAAUAGCCUGCUGGAUCAAGCCAGGGGCCCAUCUAGUCCAGCAUUCUGUUCUCACAGUGGCCAACCAGAUGCCUCAAUGGGAAGCUGGCUAGCAGGACUGAUAAAACUGUCCCUAAAUCAGUGGGUGGCACUGUGGUCUAAACCACUGAGCCUCUUGAGCUUGCCAAUCCUAAGGUUGGUAGUUUGAAUCCCCGUGACGGGGUGAGCUCCCAUUACUCUGCCCCAGCUCCUGCCAACCUAGCAGUUUGAAAGCACACCAGCGCGAGUAGAUAAAUAGGUACCACUGUGGCGGGAAGGUAAACGGCGUUUCCGUGCACUCUGGCACUCAUCACGGUGUCCUGUUGCGCCAGAAGCUGCUUAGUCAUGCUGGCCAUAUGGCUCAGAAAGCAGUCUGUGGACAAACACCGGCUCUCUUGGCCUGAAAGCGGAAUUGAGUGCUGCACCCAAAGUUGAAUUCGACUGGACUUAACCAGAGGUCCUAUACAUUUACCCCAAAUCAGCCAUAAAGUUAUAAGCUAAAAAGGUGUUGAUUUUGGACUAUUGCAGAAUGGUAGGGUGUGUGAAAGUAAGAUGUUGAGACUGUAGUGGGUCAAAAUUUUGGGGUUGGAAAUAUAUUAAAAUUUUGAUCCACAACCGUCUCGGUAUCGGCUUACUGGUGCUGAUAGGUUUGUUCAGGGUGGUCACGCAGUAUGAAUACAGCAGCCACACAAUCCCUGCUGGGUUGUAGAGCUCUUCCUCCAACAGGGAUGAGCCUGACAGGCUGGAUUGGACAGGAGGCCCAGCCAGCAUCCUGAUUUCCCAGUGGCCAAACAGAUGCCCAAUGGAACCCCAAAAGCAGGACCUGCGUGCAAUAGCACUUUGCCCACUUGCGAUUCCCAGCAGCUGUUAUCCAGAGGUAAACUACCUCUGGCGGUAGAGGUACAACUUAGCCAGCUUUAUGCCCCAUGAAUUUGAUUUAAAGCCAUUGCAUCCUGCAGCAGCGAGUUCCAUAGUUAAACUCUGUGCUUGCCCUGAAUCUUCUAACAUUCUGCUUUGCUGGAUGUCCCCGAGUUAUUAAAAUGUGUUCUGAGAAUGUAAGAACAGCUGGAUCAGGCAAAGGAGCCCACCUGGUCCAGCUUCCUUAAUUCCUCCAAACAUCCAGCCAGAGUCCUCUGCCAUAGCAGAGCAUAAAGGACACAUCCCUCCUAUGCAACUGAUACCCUGGCCCUAGAGAUGGAGUCUCCAUUCGGCUGCCAUGCCUUUGCUUAGGGUUGCCAAAACUUGUUUUAGACAACCCCCAGAUUCAGGACAAAGCACCACCUUUCAGAAAUUCACCCUGGACAUUCUCCCACACAUUAGUUAUGUGACUGCCACCUUUAUUCUAGAUUUUUUACCAUUUUUAAACAGGUGUGGGUAGAGACCUCAGUAAGCUCAUGUCAGGAUUGGAGAAUUGUUCCUUUCCCAGUCAUGAGAGCACUGUGUUGAUGGUUCAGGAGGGAGAUACUUCCAAAUGUGGUCCAUGUUGAAUUAUUCCAUAUUUCUGAAGUUAUGUAUAAUCCAUGGAGAAAUAAAUAUUUGCAGGGAGGGAAUUGGCUUUCAGGUACUCAAAAUUCUUCUAGAACUUUUGGGGGGAGUUUUGCUACCCGAAUAAAUUAUCACCUUGCUUGGCAUAACCUAGUCUGCAGUUUAUUUCUAUUUUGCAAAAAGAUAUGAUAAAUUAUGGGGAGAAGGAAGGAGAUAUGCAGGACCCUCUAGCUAGAUUCCAGCUCUGGGAUCUCUGAUGGACCCUUACUGGGUUCUGUGAUUUUAGCAAGCAUCACCCACAUUGUCUUUCAAGCACCUCUGAAUCCACAAGGACUAGAAAUUUGCAUUUUAAAAAACUGAGUUCCUUAGGAGACUUGAGUUGUCUUUUCUCAUAUUCCCUUUUUGGUGUACCUACAUUCACAGCCUGUGCAGAACUGUACUUAUGGUUUAACACACCAUCCACAAAUAAAAAAAAUAUUUUGGAAAGAGCAG